Molecule: messenger RNA, 1544 nt
Organism: Labrus bergylta (ballan wrasse)
Lineage: Eukaryota; Metazoa; Chordata; Actinopteri; Labriformes; Labridae
Gene: plek2
Product: pleckstrin 2
Biological process (GO): intracellular signal transduction; actin cytoskeleton organization
Cellular component (GO): plasma membrane
Source: RefSeq, a predicted model, not a curated record
CAGGCAGGAACACGCUGAACUCUGCUGCCAACAUCUCAGAAUGGAUUCUGAGAAGAAAACUGUGAUCCUGAGAGAAGGAUUCCUGGUGAAGAGGGGUCAUCUGGUGCACAACUGGAAGCCCCGCUGGUUCAUGCUGACGCCGGACAAGCUGCUCUAUUACAAAUACGAAGGAGGCCGAAGAGACUCGUGUCAGCGAGGGAAGAUCCUGCUGAAGGACUGCGUGAUAACGAGUCCUUUUCUGGAGUACGAGAACCGACCGUUGGUGUUUAAGCUCCAGACGAAGAACAAAGUGGAUCAUUUUUUGGAGGCUUGUUCGCGGGAGGAGAGAGAUGAUUGGGCGGAUGACAUCACCGCCGCAGUCGACAAACUCCGGACGGCUGCAGGCGGGAAGGUGAGCGACCAGGAAGCCCCCGGUGGAUCCCACUUACACGACAUCAACUUGAGCAAAGUGCUGGACGCCAUGUACGACGUCCACAACGGCAUCAAAAUGAGCAACCACGUGGAGCAUGGCAGCACUUACAGCAACUGUUUCUCAGGUUCAGCCGUGGUGGACUGGCUGGUGUUCAUGCAGCUGGUUCUGACCCGGGUGGAGGCCAUGACGCUGGCCUCAGCCCUGCUGGAGGAGGGUUUCCUGCGCACCGUGGGCAUGAGGAGCGUGGAGGCUCUCCGCACCGCCGGCCUCAGUGAGCAGUUCAUGGACGACUCCACGGCGCUGUACAGCUUUUCUGACAGUUUAAAGAAGAGAGGAAGCGUGAAGGCUGAGACGUCGCUGUCCGCCGUGGAGCUGAGUGGAAAAGUGACAAAGAGAGGCUACCUGCUGAAACAGGGACACAGAAGGAAGAACUGGAAGGUUCGACUGUUUGUGCUGCGUUCAGAGCCGGCGUUCCUUCACUACUACGAUCCCACCAAGGAUGACAUCAGCCCUGUGGGCGGCUUCUCUCUGCGGAGCUGUCUGGUUUCCUCCCUGGGCGAUAACGGAGUUCCUUCAGGUGUGAAAGGAAACAUUCAAGGCAACCUGUUUAAGAUCAUCACUCAGGCAGACACACAUUACUUCAUCCAGGCUCCGACUCGCCAGGAGAAGAUGGACUGGAUCGAUGCAAUCAGAGCGCUAACAUAAAACUUCAUCAACUAUAGAUGAAGGUUCGUUUGUAAAGCCUGGGAAAAAAGACAUAGCACGUUGUUUAAGACUGAACUGUGACAGGAGCCGGCAACUUUGUAAAGUUAUGAUUUGUAAAUGUGAACCACUGCAACUGAAUUCUUUGUUGUCUUAUAAGCCCAUGAGGGUUGGGCACUUUGUGUGCAUGACAAGAAAAUAAAUUACUCAAAUCAAAUCAAAUAUAGAGACGACUGAAACUACACAUUCUAUGAAUGUUUUUUGUAGCAGCAGACAGAUAAAGAUGCACUUUAAAUAAAAAUGUUUAUAGUUAUAUAAUAUGUUUUUUAAAGCUUGAUUUAACUGUAUUUUAAAGUUCUUGCUUGGAGGGUUUAAAAGCCCAACAGUUGUAACAAUUUCUCUUUUCAUUAAAGCUCCUAUAUCCUCCUCA